CUGAGGAGCUGCAAUGGUAAGGAUGCUUCCGGAAGCAGGUGCACUUCUUGGCUAGUUUUAAUCCUUCAAAAAGCACUGCUUGGUGAGAUAAUUAAUGCUUUGCUUCAGCCACACCUGAAGGAGCUUUGGCGAAGAGAAGAGGCCAAGAGCUCUGGGCCCAGGGACAGAGCCCCAGCUGUUUCUCCAGUGCCCACCACUCGAGGAGAGCAGCAGACUGCCAGUGGAGAGCAGGGGCGAGGCAAGGAGGGCACGACAAACAGGAAGCCCUUAACCAGAGACACGUCGGGAAAGGAGAGUUAGAGCGAGCAGAACUCACAUCUCAAGACCAGCCUCCCAAACGGUUUCCAGAGAUGGAUUAUCUUGCUUUCUUCUUGGCUAUUGUUCACAUAUACAGAGCUCUAUGUGAAGAGAUGUUCUGGGACACGACUGUUAAACUGGCUGAGAAUAUGAGUCUAGAAUGCGUGUACUCAUCACUGGACACCUUAACCCAGAUGGAGUGGUUCAAGAUCAAUACCACGGACAGAGAGUCCAUAGCCAUAUUCAGCCCUGCCUAUGGUGUGAUUAUAAGGACACCCUAUGCUGAUAGGGUUUACUUCUUAAAUUCUACCAUGGCUCCUAAUGAUAUGACCUUGACCUUCCAUAAUGUCUCUGAGGCUGAUGUUGGGUACUACUCCUGUUUACUUCAUACUUUCCCAUAUGGCCAUUGGGAAAAGGUGAUCCGGGUGGUUGCAUCAGAUGAUUUCGAGAUAGCUGUGCCCUCAGAUAGCCACAUGGUCUCAGAACCUGGAAAAAAUAUCACACUCUCCUGUGAGCUUCCAACAAAGUGGCCAGUACAACAAAUUACCUGGGAAAAGAUCCAGCCCCACCAGAUUGACCUCUUGACCAGCUGCAACUUGUCCCAAGGGAAAAUCUAUGCUUCAAAGUGCCAAAGAUGGGUGUCGAGUGACUGUAGUCCGGGAAUGACCAGCACCUUCAUCACCAUGCCCCAGGCCGUGGUCUCUGACUCAGGGCUCUACCGCUGUGGUUUCAGUGCCGGAACGGGAGAAAAUGAAACCUUUGUGAGGAGGUUGACUGUAACUGAUGGUAAAAUGGAUAACCAAUAUACCCUCUUUGUGGCUGGAGGAACAGUUUUAUCAUUGCUGUUUGUAAUCCUAAUGACCGCCGUCAUUGUCAUUUCUUAUAGAAGGAGAAGGAGACAGAAAAGAGGACUGUUUAAAGAGCACAGAAAUAAGGAUGCACAGAACAAGGCAACCAACAACUACAGAAAUCCCAUCUCUACCAAUCAGUCAUCGGAUUGUGCAAGAGAAGAUAUUUAUGUCAACUACCCAGCCUUCUCUCAUAGACCGAAGACUAGAAUCUAAGCUUUUUCCUGGAUCUGAGCAAAACUUAUGGUGACUGUUACGUACAUGGAUCUUAAUAUAAUUUCUUCCCACUACUCAGUGCCUAUCCAGGAUACCAGUUAGCUACAUUUAUUUAACUUGAUAGGAAAGAUACUUUAUUACCUAGAGAACAUUCUUAACAGAAAUGUUUCAGAAAACCUGACUCUAAUUAGCUUAGACAUGAAGGGAAACUUACUGAAUCAUCUAAUGGAACCAUCCAGGGGAGAUGAAGCUUCAGGCAAGGGUUAUUCACCAAGGUUUAAAUGUCUUGUCUAGAAUUAAGUAUGGGCAUACACCUGCUUCUGGAUUCCCUUUUGUGGUAUUGGAUCCACUUUAUUGGUGUUAGCCUCUUAUUCAGGCAUUUCCCUUGUGUUUCUAAAAAUCCUUGGCAAUUCACAAUCCUUGUUUCUGCCUGGUGGAGAGGUUACUUCUCUGAUAGAGCAAACAGAUUUGGUUAUUUGUGCAGCAUUAAACAGGCAACAUGGCCAAAAGAGAUGGAAUCAAGGGUUUAAGUCAAGGGUUCACCUCUAGACCCAGGAGUGAGGCCAAAGCACAUUACUGGGAAAUUCAGAGUAUCAUUAGACGAGGGAGACAGGGCCCGGAAGCUGAACUGGUUACCAACAAAUGUGAACAGCAGUGCCGUUCUGAGACAUCUCUUGUUAACCUACUAAAAAGAGAAUAUGUGGAUGGGUGUGAGUUAGCUCUCCCUCUCCUCACUUUAAAAUCUGCUAUAUCAGCAGAGUUCAGAGGAGUACUUGGUAGCAGAACAGAUGAAUGGUCAAGAGGAAGAUAAAUGUGACAGGGAAAUCUCUUCCCUUUGUAUUAUCAAAUAAAGUAAUCUCUGAUCCUGCAUAGAAUUCUUGCCCCUCUCCCUGGCCUAGCUUUAAGAGCAAGUGUAGCAGAAAGUCCAAUAGUAACUUAAUGUUUUUGAAUUUUUCCACUGUUGAGAAUUAUUUUAAAAAAAUUUUUUUAAAUGUCCACUUAUUUUUGAGAGGUGAGGGGAGGGGCAGAGAGAGGGAGGCACAGAAUCUGAAGCAGCCUCCAGGCUCUGAGCUGUCAGCACAGAGCCCCAUGCAAGGCUCAAACUCACAGGAUGUGAGAUCAUGACCAGAGCCACCCAGGUGCCCCAAGAAUUAUUUUUAAUAUGUAUAUCCUCUCAGAAGAGUCAGGCAUCUAGGCAUGAUUGAUUUUUUUAAAUAACUAUGUGAAAUCUGAAUAUGAGAAAAAGAAUGUUAGCUGAGUGUGGUUUGGGUUGUAGGGUAGAAACGUGGGGGGAGGAAAUACUAGAGUGCUAUAAGGAAGGAGGAACAGGGAACAAAGAAUGGAAACAUACAGACAGAAACUUGUCUUGCUUCAUAGUUUGGCCAAAGACAACCCUAGUGAUGUCACUACAGAGCCAUUAGUGGCCUUAUGCCAUUGUCCAAAUUCUAGGCGAAGGCCAACAAUGAAAAGUAUUUAUGAAACUAAAUAAUGAUCAUGGCCACCUUGAAAGCGCAAUGGUCGUUACCAAAGACACCGAUCACUCAUGUCUCAAAUGUAUUUAUUACUCAUCUCUAAAAGAUUCGUCACAAAACUGCAUCGAAGGAUCAAAGUUGUAGACUUUUUUGUGAUAAUUUUAAGUGAACCCAAACCAAACUCUCUCUGUUAUCUAGGCAGAUUCUAAACUGUAAUUUACAGUUUUAAGCAAGUCAGUCGGUGUUUUAUGAUUAUACCUUAACUCCUCUGCAUGCUAGAUAGUGCAAUAACUCUGUGAAUUACAGAAAUUGAGUGCUCUAACUGUUUCAGAAGGGAAGAAGUAAAAAUGACUGCUUCUCAAUUGUACUUACAUCCAUGUAUUUAGCUGUUAUUUUUAUUUUGUUUGCUUAAAGAUCUUUAUAUCUAGAUUCAUGAGGUAUUUCCAGAAAUAUAUAACACAGUCGGAAGGAAGUUUACAAGGAGACAAUUCUACUAUUUUGUUAACUAUAUCAGAUGUAUAAACGUUUCCAUGGCUGAAUCUGUCAGUUUGCAUGGUGAAGAAAACUUAGCAUCAUUUAAAAGAUAAACGAUUUCUUUUUCCUAAAAGUCAAAGACAAUCAAAAUUACUUUCUGGAAGAUUCUGAUGACCAAAUUCUCAAUGACAGAUAUGAGUGAGAAGUAAAACAUUUAUACCAUUGCAAUAUGAAAUGUGAAUGGAAAUGUGAAUCCCACUUUAACAGAGAAAAUGAUCACGGGGGUGUUAGGUGCACAGUUCAGCCAGAGACAGCCGUCCUGGUGGUUUCACUCAUGGAAGACUUUUGUAGUAGGGCUUCUAGAACAUUUGCAACCUGUUUUCCCAUGGAUGUUUUACUUUCUCCUUAAUCUGUCACUCAAAAUAUUUAUGAGGACUAUAUACUCUGCCCUUCUUCUUCCUGUAUUCUUCCUCUGCAGAGCUCGGGAUCUUUCAGGGAUUUGGAACCCUUCUAAGUCCUCCUGGAAUUUCUCUGGACCCCUUGCUGGUCCUGUUACACUCUUAGCUGUUCAUGCCGAUGAAAUUCUACUCACUGAUUUUCUUUCUCUGGACAUCUUUACUUAUUAGCAAAGCACUUUCAUGGUUAUCUGUUUAAUAGUAUUCCUAAUUUGCUAGAGUUUUGUAACUCUAUGUAAUAAAUAUAUAACUAUACCUACUAUACAUAUACUACAUGGUAUAUAUAUAGUAUACUGUGCGUGUGUGUGUGUGUACACAAUGUAUAUAUAUGGUGUGUGUAUGUGUAUGUAUGUGUGUGUGUGUGUGUGUGUAUUUCCCCCUAAUCUGUUGUACCUACUAUUAUGGUUGUCACUAAGGAAACAGAUCAAAACAGAUCCGCAGAAUAAAAGGUCAGAAUUGAAUUAAA
This is a messenger RNA of Prionailurus viverrinus (fishing cat), 4228 nucleotides long. It is a transcript of the gene CD226, whose product is annotated as CD226 molecule. The record is from RefSeq and is a predicted model, not a curated record. The transcript is spliced from 7 exons. Gene Ontology annotation, cellular component: external side of plasma membrane. NCBI's taxonomy places the organism in Eukaryota, Metazoa, Chordata, Mammalia, Carnivora, Felidae. Bases 351 to 1361 code for a protein of 336 amino acids. Gene Ontology annotation, biological process: positive regulation of immunoglobulin mediated immune response; positive regulation of natural killer cell mediated cytotoxicity directed against tumor cell target; cytokine production.